UUUUCGGAUGGGUUUGGGGUUGGGUUAAUUGGUUGUGUACCAUCCCAAAUAUCGAAGAUGGGACUUCUACCAUUACAAUUCAACUAAUUGCAAUCGUACCAUUAUAACUCCUAAAUACACCGAUUCCUGCCAUUUUGUACACCUCCGACGCCCCUGGGCCCACCUGCAGGCCGUUGUAUAUCUGUAUUUCCCUCCCUGCCCCUGGUCGGUCGCAUACAAGGCUGAGCCAUCGCUCCCCACUCGCGUCGCGCCCGCCAUUCGCCCCUGUCCUUCCUCUCUUCGUCUCGUCUUCCCCACGAACCCUAGUUCAGGCCAGAUCGACGGCGGCGGCGGCGGACCGAUGCGCGUGGCCAUGUUCAGGCCUGAUGGUAGUCCGAUGCGGUUCGAAGCCUCGUCCGCUAGCAGGAGCAGGGGCAGGAUUUCGGCCUACGAAGGUGAGUCUCUUCUGUUGAUCGAUUGCCCGCAAUGCAAGAUUCCUGUGGUCAAGCUGCGAAGCAAGAAACAGGAAUCUUACGGGAUGGUCUUCUACAAGUGCCCAAACAACUUUCCGGAUGAUGACACUUGUGGCUACUACUGGUGGGAAGGUGCCUAUGUCAAGUAUUUGCGGACGAGGAGAAUGAAGGAUCUUGAAAUGGCCGAAGAACAUGAAAUUGGAGAGCAGAAGUUGAUGGAGAUGAGACAGCAGCUUUGUGAACUGAAGAAUCAGAUGGAGGAGCUGAAGCAAAUGUGCCAGGGAAAAUCCUUUGUAGUGAGCAAUGCAAUCUUAGCAUCUGUAUGUGUGGGUGUUGUAUUUGGCCUAAUUUUGGGUAAGGUUUGGAAGUGAAACUUGAAUGUUGUUGCAAGUGAAACCUAAAUGUUGAUUCCAUGAA
This is a messenger RNA of Panicum virgatum (switchgrass), 869 nucleotides long. RefSeq lists its product as uncharacterized. Lineage: Eukaryota; Viridiplantae; Streptophyta; Magnoliopsida; Poales; Poaceae. The transcript has 2 exons. The coding region runs from base 341 to 823 and encodes 160 amino acids. The record is from RefSeq and is a predicted model, not a curated record.